This is a messenger RNA of Coregonus clupeaformis (lake whitefish), 5582 nucleotides long. Its product is annotated as membralin. Gene Ontology annotation, biological process: response to endoplasmic reticulum stress; positive regulation of ERAD pathway. Gene Ontology annotation, cellular component: endoplasmic reticulum. The coding region runs from base 885 to 3224 and encodes 779 amino acids. The record is from RefSeq and is a predicted model, not a curated record. The transcript has 11 exons. NCBI's taxonomy places the organism in Eukaryota, Metazoa, Chordata, Actinopteri, Salmoniformes, Salmonidae.
GUUGCUUCCCAGGCUAUGCUAAGGAAUAGUGAAUCGUUGAGAGUAUUGCAACAACUAACUAGCAAGGGAUUAUUCAAGCACAAACUGGAACCAUACUCAUAAUUUCCAUCUGACAAAUCAAACAGAGAUGAUCGACAGUCUCGACGCGAACUCUCGACUAAAAAGUAACAAGGGUUCUCAUCGUAGAACUUGAACGUCGUCAGCGAUACUAGCUAGCGUAUUUUAGCGUGAGCAGGGUAUUAGUAACUUGUUAUUAUUUUAUUGGGACGUUUCUGGUGAUUCGCAAUGAGACAACUGGAUAACAGUGAAUUUAACAUAAUAUACUAAGAAUAUACCUUGAUAACAUCACCAUAAUCAUCAAUAGUUUUGCUUCUUCGGAAGGUUGCGUGGUAGCAGUGCUAGCUAGCAUGAUAGCUAUGUUGCAGGUAACUAGCUUGCUAGCCAGGGUGUGAAUGUUGACUGACGCUUAGUUAUAAGGCCUACAACUGUUAAUAGAAAAUUGCUUAUUUUAAAGAAGAUUUUAACAUUGCUUAAUGUGCCAUUGCUAACUAGAUUAAUACAAACCGUUCGCUUGCUAGCUAAGUUGUAUUUAAACUCACUAGUUAGCUUCGGUCGCUGGUGUGGAACGAACGAGUUUGUAGCCGGAUAGCUAUAUCUAUUUCUCAUCAAUUUCUACGACAUGGUCGUAGUGCAGCACAGCCCCUUUAGACAUCAAAUUGGUCACCUCUAGAAAUUGUGACUGUUCUGUGUAAACUGACACCUGCGUUACUGCAUUGGGUUAAUGCAGUUUUGCACCAUCCUACAUUUGGGUUUUUUUUGGUGCCACGUUUGACCUGGAUUGAGAUAGCUAGCAAGUCACUAUCAGUCGUCCUGCCAGAGAUAAAAUGUCAGAAAACCAGGGAAACGUGAACAAUAACGUCCCGCUAAAUAACAAUGGCGGGGCGAACAGGAUACGAAACCCUAAUAUCAACCAAAACCCACUCAUCAAUGUUCGAGACAGACUUUUCCAUGCCCUAUUCUUCAAGAUGGCAGUUACCUAUGCCAGAUUGUUUCCACCGUCUUUCAGAAGAAUCUUCGAGUUCUUUGUCCUACUAAAGGCCCUGUUUGUUCUCUUCAUCCUGGCCUACAUCCACAUCGCUUUCUCCCGCUCGCCUAUCAACUGCCUGGAGCACGUGCGGGAGAAGUGGCCGCGCGAUGGCAUCCUGCGCGUGGAGAUCCAGCGCAACUCGUCGCGUGCGCCCAUCUUCCUGCAGUUCUACGACACGGACGGCUUCCAGGGCCUGGUCAAGGAGCCCGAGGGGGAGGGAGGAGCAUUAGCGCUGGGCCUGGCUGCGCUGCAUCACGAGGAGGAGGAGGAGGAGGAGGAGAUUACCCUAGAGAUGUUUGACAACAGUUCUGUGAGGUUUGAGCUUGACAUCGAGCCGCGGCUGAAGCCCUCGCUGAGCGGUGGCGGCGGUGGCCAUGGGGGAGGGGGCCUCAACGACAGCCAGGACCUCUCCUUCAGCCAGGCGCCCACUAAAGGUAUGCAGCCGCUGAGGGAGACAGUCUCCCAGAUUGAGAUGCUAACUCGAGCAGUGUGGCCUCAGGAGGAAUACAUAGUGGAGUACUCUCUGGAGUACGGCUUCCUCCGCUUGUCCCAGACCACCCGGCAACGCCUCAACAUCCCCGUCAUGGUCGUCACGCUGGACCCCAUGAAGGACCACUGCUUUGGGGACAGCUUCAGUCGCCUCCUCCUGGAUGAGUUUCUGGGCUACGAUGACAUCCUGAUGUCUAGUGUCAAGGCUCUGGCAGAGAACGAGGAGGACAAAGGCUUCCUCAGGAAUGUGGUGUCCGGGGAACACUACCGAUUUGUUAGCAUGUGGAUGGCCCGCACCUCCUACCUGGCUGCCUUUGUCAUCAUGGUAAUAUUCACCCUGUCAGUGUCUAUGCUGCUGCGCUACUCCCACCACCAGAUCUUUGUCUUCAUUGUGGACCUGCUGCAGAUGUUGGAGAUGAAUAUGACCAUCGCCUUCCCAGCAGCCCCUCUGCUUACCGUCAUCCUGGCUCUUGUGGGUAUGGAGGCCAUCAUGUCGGAGUUCUUCAACGACACCACCACCGCUUUCUACAUCAUCCUCAUCGUGUGGCUGGCCGACCAGUACGACGCCAUCUGCUGCCACACAAACACCAGCAAACGUCAUUGGCUGAGGUUCUUCUAUCUGUAUCACUUUGCGUUCUACGCCUACCACUACCGCUUUAACGGCCAGUACAGCAGCCUGGCUCUGGUCACCUCCUGGCUCUUCAUACAGCACUCCAUGAUCUACUUCUUCCACCACUACGAGCUUCCGGCCAUCCUGCAGCAGAUCCGUAUCCAGGAGAUGCUGCUGCAGAACCAGCAGGCCGGCCAGGGGGGUAACCAGACGGCCCUGCAGGACAACCUCAACAACAACACCACCACCGCUGCAGCUGGAGCAGUGGCCCCAGCCCAGGGAGGGGAAGCCAACAGCCAGGUCCGACCGCCAGACGAGCCCCUGGCUUCUUCAGUGGCCCAGGCCCAAGGUUCAGCGACCCCGGCUUCCCAGUCCAACGGCCUGGCCAGCAGCGCCACGUCAGAAGGGGCCGUAGGAGAGUUGACAACGACGGAGCUGGACUGGAUGGCGGAGACGACAGCCAUCAUCACGGAGGCCCUGUCCUCCUCCUCAGCCCCCCAGCUGGGGGGGUCUUUGCUGGAGAGCACGGCAGGGGGGUUGCUGGGGGAGGCCAGAGGGGUGGGGAGGGUCGGUGUUUCUGAGGCAGGCCUCAGCGUGCUGGCGGAGAUUCGAAUGGGGGGUGGAGGUGGAAGAGGAGAGGGCACAGAUGGCACCAGUCCCAGCUUGAUGGCAGUGGAAAUCAAAACCAUAGUGGCCUGUAGCGGCAGUGAGGCAGCAUCAGGCCCGCCUUCUCCUCCCUCUCCUCCAAUGGGAGGACUCCCGGAAGCAGAGACUUUAUUCUCUAGUGUCAGUCCCUCCCUUUCUCAACCUCCUCCACACACAGACUGCAGUAGGGCGGUGGCUGGGGAGCCAGAAUGCCCCAGGCAGAGCCCCUUAGACUGGGACCCCAAGACAGAGGAACCCCCAGCCCCACUCCAUCCUGAACCCCCCCCCCCCCUUCUCCUACUCUCUCACACACGCAAAGGAAACGUGUCUUCUUCUCCCCCUCAAUUCCUCUUCCAACACUGCAAGAUGGCCGAUGUGGCUUAUUUACUGUAAUCUCAUUGUUAUGACACCAAGGAGAUUAGAGGGAUGGAAAGCUGAGGAAAAGGUGACCCUGACAUUUUGUUGCCUUGUGAUUAAUUUUUAUUUUUUAUGAUUUGAAAAUUGAUUUGUAAAAUAGACAUCAAUUCUAUUUCAUUGGUGAUGUACAAUUUCUUAAAGAUGAUGAUUCUGUUGGUUAGGGGGUGUCUCGACCGGCUUUGGAAAUGGUAGUGUAUGUUUCCUUUUGAGAGCACAGUGGACUAUAACAGUCAUCACAAGGCUGCAACACAUUAACUAUUGUCCUAUUCAUUCAUUCAUUCCAUCUGGUCCUCAAACCCAGAAAAAAGACAACCCUGUAAUUGAGUUGCUCUAGUGUCAGAGUUGGUCAUUUUCUUUCAGAACUGUGAAACAGGCUAAUAAAGUUGCUGUGGUUUGUAAUCGUACUUAGUCACACCCCACUUCUCACAAGCUCUCAACUUUUUCUCCAGUUUGGAGGUUGUAGUCCUAACUGGCAACCGGCUCCACAAUCUAGCUCUACCCCUGACUGGAGAAUCAUGGGAAAUUGAGUUUAUAUCCACUGUUUGGAGUGUUAAGUAGACCUGCUCUUACGAUGAUCGGUGGGUGGCAGUUGCUCCCCGUAUUGCUUGAGCCAUCAUGGCUGCAGUUUCUCUCGUCUUAACCCCUUUUGAGUGAAACUGCAUCAUUAUUUCCCUCUGGGAGCUUUUCUGUGUGCUGUCAGGACACUAGGCCCAUUCUCUCACCCAUACCUCAUUACCAUGUUUUGUGUCUUUCAAAUUGCUAUCGCUUCACUGUGCAGAUACAACAGAAUCAACUGGAAGGCUUGACCGUUGCCUUAAACACCUGUUUCAUGGUCUUCAGUGUUAAGUCACUAUUCAAGUCCCCAUGGCCCCCAAACUCGGUCCUGGUGCAUGUUUUAGUUUUUACCCUAGCACUACACAGUAGAUUCAAAUAAUCAAAGCUUGAUGAUGAGUUGGUUAUUUGAAUCAGCUCUGUAGUGCUAGGGUAAAAACCAAAACGUGCACCCGGGCUUUGGGAAACCCUGACUUGGACUGCAACCUGUAUUCCAAAAGAGGAGCAUGUGACAGGAAGAAGGAAGUUCUAUAAGGAGGAUGUUUUCUGGUGCAUGGCAUCAGCUGACGGCGGCCCACUCUAAACUGGUAACACACAGGUCUUUGCCCCAGACUAGCACAAGAUGAUAGCAGGCGAUGUUAAAUGGCUUCAGGGUAAAGCUACUGUAACCACGCUAACCCAUCACCAUUACACGUGUCAUUGAGAUCUACCAUUCAGCUGCACAAAGGGCAAGUUGUGAUGUAAUUGCAAGUCUUUGACACCAAUUUAAUUUGGAAAAGAGCGUAUUUAGAAUUCAUAUUUCAUUUUUCUUGUUUUAAAACCUCCAGAUGAUGAUGAAGACUACCUUGGAAACUUUACCAGACUUGUGUGGCCACUGCUAUGUUCGAUAGCACACGAGAGACUAAAUAACUGGACUUGCAAGCCUAGGAAGAUGCUACUGUGAGACAAAAUACCUGUCAUCAGAUGGACCUGACAUCAUGUUUCCCCAUUCUGGAACUAGCUGAACACGGUUCUAACAUGGACAGGGUGUAACACACGUUGAGAGGUUUUGAAAUGAUAACUCCAUAGAAGUAGAAACUGGCAGGGCAGAAUGAACAGGGAAUAAUGACAGGUGUGUUCAAUGUUCCAACUGAGAACAAUCUCCUGACCAGAGAGCUUUAUUUUGAUGAUGCCUUAUGAUUCCGAAUUAGAUAUUAUUAGUGGAAGUGCAUGUUGAGGUUUCCUUGGCAGUCAAAUGGAAGCAGUUUUUUGACGUAUAGUGGCCUCAUAUCAGUGGAAAAUUGUUUAUAUUUCAACGGAAUUACGAUAAACAAGGAACAUUUCGCAAAAUGGGUUAGACUUUUACAUUGUUAGUUCUAUUAAGACAGGAGGGAGUAUAAUCAUUUCUGUUCAGUGAGUUGGGUGGAGAUGCAGUCAUGGCUAUGCAACGGGCAGGACCGAGGACGUGGUUCUGGGUUGAAAGGUCCAAAUUGUGCAAUAUGACAUGAAGUCAGUUUAAAGUGAAAGUCUUGUUCAUUCUAUAAGAGGAGACUUUUACCGAUGCGACAAUAAUAUGCUCCAUCAGUGACGUUCUAUGAUCAGUUGUUUCUUUAUCUGUGCCUAUGGCGUUCUGUAAGAGAAAGUGGGAUGAUUGUAUCCUUGCAACAGUUGCUGUCCAUUUGUAGUUCAUUUUAGACAAUGUAAACGAAUCCUGAUGGACUAGAUUCCUUCUCUCAUUCAAAUGUAUUUAACUGUUCAGUAAACUAAGUGCAGAAGAAGCAUUCUUCGCACAAUUAAUUGUCA